Wallemia ichthyophaga EXF-994 is the source of this 783-nucleotide messenger RNA. RefSeq lists its product as uncharacterized. The transcript is spliced from 3 exons. Bases 1 to 783 code for a protein of 260 amino acids. Gene Ontology annotation, molecular function: GTPase activity; nickel cation binding. The record is from RefSeq and is a predicted model, not a curated record. Lineage: Eukaryota; Fungi; Basidiomycota; Wallemiomycetes; Wallemiales; Wallemiaceae.
AUGGCUUCAUUUGUUAAAAGAUCAGCAAACACUGGCAGCGUCGGCAAUACACACAGCCACGAUAACGACACGCACGCACACUCACACACAGACCACGGUCACACACAUGAAGUAUUAGAUCAUCCAGGUAAAUUCACUGAACGUGACAUGCCGGAUUUCCACGAGCGUGAUUGGUCAGAAAGGGCUUUUACUGUUGGCAUUGGCGGCCCCGUAGGAUCGGGCAAAACAGCGUUGAUGCUCGCCUUAUGCAAGAGACUUGGAGAGGAGUUCAGUAUUGGAGCACUCACCAACGAUAUAUUCACCAAAGAGGAUCAAGAAUUUUUGAUAAAGAAUAAGGCAUUGGAACCAGGUAGAAUCAGAGCUGUCGAAACAGGUGGCUGUCCUCAUGCAGCUAUCAGGGAAGACAUUUCAGCUAAUAUGGGCGCACUUGAGCAGUUGCACGUUGAUUUUAACACUGAUAUUCUACUCGUAGAAUCAGGCGGUGAUAAUCUAGCAGCCAACUACUCUAGAGAACUAGCCGACUACAUCAUUUACGUAAUUGACGUGAGCGGUGGUGAUAAAAUACCUAGAAAAGGAGGACCGGGGAUAUCGCAAUCUGAUUUGCUAGUCGUUAACAAAGUAGAUAUUGCACAGUAUAUUGGAGCAGAUCUAGGCGUAAUGAAGAGAGAUGCUGAUAGGAUGCGUGAUAAUGGACCAACUGUGUUUACAUCAGUGAAGAAUCAAGGAGAAAUUGAAGCGAUAGUUGAAUUGAUUGUAGCAGCGUAUAAGGCAUCUGGUGCUUAA